AUGAUUGCAGGCUGUGCCAUCAAUGCCCGUCAAUUGAUGAUCAAUGAUACUAUCAAAAGUAGAUCUAAUAGGGGCACUAAGUCACAAGAAAUUACCAAAGAACUAUCAGUUGAUGAUCAAAUUCUAGAUUCUAUAGAACCAUUGCCUAAUAGUAUGCCAUCCGAAAAUACUAACAUGGAAAAAAAGCAGAUCAGCUCAAUCACCUGUAUUAUGAGAUUGGUGUAG
This is a messenger RNA of Acaulospora morrowiae, 225 nucleotides long. The record is from the annotation of a GenBank genome assembly. Lineage: Eukaryota; Fungi; Glomeromycota; Glomeromycetes; Diversisporales; Acaulosporaceae.